AUGGUGACCCAUCCCGCCCAUAUCGUGGCCUCGUCGAAGCGCACAUCCCUCGAGUCUACAGGUGAAUCUGAAGCUUCCUUGACCCGCCACGCUCGAGAGCAUGGCCACCGUGGGCAUCGUGAGGAGGACCUAGAAGCCCAGAACUCGGUUGUCAUUGAAAGUCUUCACCCUCAUAUCCGCAUCCGGGAGAGUACGGAACACAAUCACAAUCACCAUGAAGGAGACGCGGGACCGCACUCGCCGAACCUUCAUCGCAGCGAAACCGGUGCUUCGAUAAAGUCACUGCGGAGGAGAGGGCGGCAAGAAACCGCCAAUGUCAUAUAUGGAGCGGGGGAAAUGGGCAGAACAACGGGUUGGACACCAGGGCAAGAGCCAGGAAUAGACACGAGCGACCCAGCUCCUCCCUACAGCUUGGGUGCUGCAACGCCUGCAGAUGCUGCGCAUCUGGAGGAAGAGCUGAAUCAACGGUGUGAAAUUACAGUGGUAGACUUCAGCGACGAGCUCGUCUCCACGACGGAUCUGGACAAUGACAACCUCGAAGAAUUUCUUCAGAAAGGUCCCCAGGAGUGGGCCGACGUCCGGUGGAUCAAUGUCAAUGGCCUCUCUUGGGACGUGAUUCGGAUACUGGGGAACCACAAACGCCUCCACCGGCUUGCCAUUGAGGAUUUAUUCAACACCAAGAAUCGGACAAAGGUCGAUUGGUACAGUGACCACACCUACAUGAUCCUUCCCCUACAAAAGCUUAUCUACCUCGAAGAGAAUGAGUCCGACUAUGGGUCUGAUGCCGAUGAUCACGACGACUCCAAGUCUGCUGAUGCUGAGUCCGAAUUUCGGACCAGGAUCAUUUCAGAACGCCAGAGAAGACGCCGGCAGCGGAAACGGAGAAAAGGCGCCAUCCUCUCUCUGAUUGAGGAUCUGCGAAGACCUUUGCAUAAGCGGAAUAAGAAGAAGCAGCCGCCCGGACAUCCAGACAUCAUAGGUGACGGCCUCCAACCCUCCAACAGCUUCAGACAUUCGAGCAAAGUGGAAACACCAUGGGCGCCUAGGGAAAUCCGCACUAUGCAGCGCUACCACGCAGGGCCAAAUCAAGACCGCAUUGAAUACAUGGAGCGCCACGCCGUACUUGCGCACUUUGGUAUCGGUGUCUCUAUGGAACAGGUCUCUAUUUUCCUGUGUGCGGACAAUACCGUCAUCUCCUUUUUCGAGUACUCUGCGCACGAUGUCCAGACACCUAUUAUCCGACGAUUGCAGUCCCCCGGGACGAUUCUCCGCCAGUGCUCUGACGCUAGUAUGCUCUGUCAGGCGAUCCUCGAUGCCAUUAUUGAUCUUGCCAUCCCUGUGACAGCGGCUUAUCAAGACGCAAUAGGGGAUUUGGAACUCAACGUCCUCACCGAUCCGAACAUCCAUCAAUCCGCCACCUUGUACAUUUUGACAUCUGAGAUCGCCAUCCUACGCAACGCGAUCGCUCCAGUGGUGCAACUGAUCGGCGCACUCAAGGACCACAAAACCAGCGCCCAGCCUGUAACGGUACCCCAUUCGCGCAUUGCUAGUCCCGCUGUGCUCGACCAACAGGAUAAGGACCCUAUGAACAAACCUUCGGCGUAUCGGGCCCAAAGCAAUGGCCUCCGAAAGCAGUACAGUGCUCCGCCAUUGAUGAGCGGCGUAGAAAUCUCCCCUCUUACAAUCACCUACUUAGGCGACGUCGAGGACCAUGCGCUCCUCAUUCAGGACGGCUAUGACCAGAUGCGCCGCAACGCCGACAACCUCGUCGACCUAAUUUUCAACACCGUCUCCGCGUAUCAAAACGAGUCCAUGAAGCAACUCACCAUAGUAACCUGCUUUUUCCUGCCACUGACCUUCUUGACCGGGUAUUUCGGACAGAACUUUGCGCAUUUCGCAGGCGUGGAGGACCACAGUGACGCGUUCUUCUGGGUCAUUGCGACGCCCGUGUCGGUGGUGGUGUUCUUGUUGCUGAUGAGGGAUGUCAUGAUUCGCUGGCUGGGGCGAUGGGCGAAUAAAGCGUUGAUUGCGAGAGGAAGAAGGAGGCGGUUAGCACAGAGUGGGCACCAGGAAUGA
This is a messenger RNA of Cladophialophora psammophila CBS 110553, 2076 nucleotides long. RefSeq lists its product as uncharacterized. Bases 1 to 2076 code for a protein of 691 amino acids. The record is from RefSeq and is a predicted model, not a curated record. The transcript has a single exon. Lineage: Eukaryota; Fungi; Ascomycota; Eurotiomycetes; Chaetothyriales; Herpotrichiellaceae. Gene Ontology annotation, biological process: metal ion transport; transmembrane transport. Gene Ontology annotation, cellular component: membrane. Gene Ontology annotation, molecular function: magnesium ion transmembrane transporter activity; cobalt ion transmembrane transporter activity; magnesium ion binding.